Messenger RNA from Rotaria sp. Silwood1, 1104 nucleotides. The record is from the annotation of a GenBank genome assembly. Lineage: Eukaryota; Metazoa; Rotifera; Eurotatoria; Philodinida; Philodinidae.
AUGUUGUAUUAUCGUUCAUGUCUUCUGAAAUUACCUUUGUAUGAAUCAUCAAAAUCUUUAUUAGACAAAAUAGAAAAGAACACAGUUGUAACCAUUGCCACUUCGACUGGAUCAGGAAAAUCUACCCUUCUACCAGCAUUAUUGAUUGCAGAAGGAUACAAUCGAGUUUGGGUCACCCAACCUCACCGUUUACCAUGUACAUCGAUCUGCAAUCGAGUGAAUAAAACGAUGAUGAAUAUAAAAGAUCGAUUUCCAUUAGCUGGUUGGUCUGUGAGUGGUGCUGAACGCAAUACUGAUGCUCAAAUCUUGUAUUUAACAGAUGGUCUCCUCAAAGAACGCCUUUUAUUCAAUUCAAACUUUAUUGAAAAUGAAAUCAGAGGGGAUAAACGUAUCGUUCUGUUCGUUGAUGAAGUGCAUGAGAGAUCGAUUAACAUCGAUCUAUGCCUAGCACUCAUUGCUCGUCUUCUUACCGAACAACCAUCAUUGAGAUUGAAGCUUAAAGUAAUAAUCUCAUCGGCGACACUCGAUAAAUCCGUCCCAAAUCUGUUUCGCCAAAUUCCACAAUUAAAAUUCGAUCAAUAUCAAAUGCCAUUCAGCCAAACUCUUCAUAAGGUCGAGACAAUCUAUCGACCUAAAGAGAACAUUCUUGAUGUGGUACAAGAAUUAUGUCGUAAACGGCAACGACACGAUCAAAUUCUCUGUUUUGUUAGCAGUGUCACCGAUGUCUAUCAGUAUUGUAAUUUACUGGACAAACUUAGUCACGGCAUAGUCAUUGCUCAUCCACUUGUUCAAUCACAAUCGGCGAGUGAACAACAACGAUGUAUUGAGCAUGGCACUAUUUUCUUCUCUACUACGGUUGCGGAAACAUCUCUAACAUUUCCGUUGUUGAAAUAUGUCGUGGAUACGGGUAUGAUCAACGUAUCCAUCUACGAUCCUAAAGCGAAACAAACAACUUUGAAAGAAGUACCUGCUUCAGAAUCGACCAUUAAACAACGUUUAGGUCGACUUGGACGAACCAAUCCAGGUGAAUAUCAUGCUCUGUAUGAUUCAAAAAUGGAACGACGAACCUACCCCAAACCUCAUACAAUGGGUUAUCUCAUCUGA